Anneissia japonica is the source of this 1680-nucleotide messenger RNA. Its product is annotated as bifunctional D-cysteine desulfhydrase/1-aminocyclopropane-1-carboxylate deaminase, mitochondrial-like. The coding region runs from base 287 to 1459 and encodes 390 amino acids. Lineage: Eukaryota; Metazoa; Echinodermata; Crinoidea; Comatulida; Comatulidae. Gene Ontology annotation, molecular function: D-cysteine desulfhydrase activity. The transcript is spliced from 10 exons. The record is from RefSeq and is a predicted model, not a curated record.
UUAUGCAAAAUAUUUUAUUAUAAUAUAGGAGUAUUGUAAAAUUUUAUAUCCAGCUUGUUAAUUUUUUUCACAAUUAGCACUUCAUUUGCAUAAACUGCUCUUUAACAUAAAUUAUUUAGAAGAGUGAUUCUAGGUAGCAGUAACCUCAAUAAUUUUUUUGGACCGAGCUGAUGAGACUCAACCAUACCUGAAACUACGGCGGUAUAACCUGAAACCUUGUAAUUUAAUAUCAACAGAGGCUAUAAUUCUGUUCCAAUUGGUUGGCAAACGGUUCAUAAUUAGGUGGAUGGGCGUUACCAAGAUAAUGGCUAUCAACAGUGAAUUAAUGAUUGCUGAUUAUAAAAAUGGCAGUUUCAACCCAGCUGAGUUGUUUCCGUACCAGCCUCCAAAUUGGGCUAACUGUCUCAAGCAAAAACCAAAGUUUCGAGUUAAGCUAAUUCAACCGAACACUCCUAUUUAUAAAUGGAACGUGCCUAAAGUGCCUGUUGGAUUUCAACUAUCAGUGAAACGAGAUGAUAUGACAGGAGUUACAUUGAGUGGUAAUAAAGCUCGCAAACUUGAGUUCAUAUUCGGUGAGGCAAUUCAUCAGAAAUGCGGAGCGGUGAUUACAACGGGCAACAUGCAAUCAAAUCACUGCAGAUCAACAGCUGUAGCCUCCAAACAACUAGGGCUGGAGUCCCAUCUCCUGAUAAGAUCAAACUCUUGCAUUCCAGAGCAGAUUAAAACGGAGGGUAAUAUGUUCAUAGAUAUGAUGGUUGGUGCAUCUGUAUACUUAGUUCCUCCUAAGCCGUACAUUAACACAACCAGAAUGGAAAAACUAGCUGAAUAUUUACGCAAAUCACGAAACUUGAAAGCUUAUAUAAUCCAAGCAGGGGGAUCAGAUACGACUGGUCUCUAUGGUUACAUAGAGGCCUGGCAAGAGCUUGUUGACCAGGGAGUUCUUGAACAUUUUGAUGAUGUAGCAGUAACCGGAGCUAGUGGUGGAACAGCGGCUGGUAUCGCAAUUGCUAACUACCUCACAGGAUCAAAACUCAAAGUGCAUGUUUACAUGGUUCGGAAUGACAAUGCCUAUUUGCUAAACCAUAUAGCCGAAGCUCUUUCAGAUGUUGGACUUGAUGCCGAGGUGAACCCGGAGGAACUAGUUCAUAUAGAAGAUAGUGUUGGCCUAGGCUAUGCGCAAUCUACGCCAGAAGAACUAGAAUUCAUUACAAGUGUUUCGAUGAAAACGGGAGUUAUUCUAGAUCCAACAUACACCGGCAAAGCAGCAUACGGUCUCGUAAAACAGCUCAACACCGAUCCCCGGGUCUUCAAAGGAAACCGCAUUCUCUUCAUCCAUACAGGUGGAAUAUUUGGGUGCACACAUGAGAAAUUCCAGAAAAACUUGAGUAGAUCGAAGGCUGAUCAAGUGCAAAGUUGGAAAUGCAUGGACGAUGAGCCGCCGCAAAUUCAACUACGUUGACGUUCGGAUUUAGUAUAGCUCAUCUAAACAUUGUUUUUUCGCUAAAGCUUGGUUUCUACAAGAAGCUAAUGCCGACUUCUUUGGCGACGCUGAUUGAUCAGUUAAAUCAGAGCGCGUUCCCUGUUGCGUCGGGAACAACUACGCAGUGCAAGGGAUUGUAGUGAAAAGGCUGUAGGUUAUAAUUCAAAGCCAAAUAAAGUUAUUUGAACAUCUUUGUGUUA